Dermatophagoides pteronyssinus (European house dust mite) is the source of this 988-nucleotide messenger RNA. Its product is annotated as protein apterous-like. The record is from RefSeq and is a predicted model, not a curated record. Gene Ontology annotation, molecular function: RNA polymerase II transcription regulatory region sequence-specific DNA binding; DNA-binding transcription factor activity, RNA polymerase II-specific. Lineage: Eukaryota; Metazoa; Arthropoda; Arachnida; Sarcoptiformes; Pyroglyphidae. Gene Ontology annotation, cellular component: nucleus. Gene Ontology annotation, biological process: neuron differentiation; regulation of transcription by RNA polymerase II.
AUGAAUGAAUGAGUCAGUGAAAAGAAAUUGAAACUGUUGUUGACGAUGAUGACUUUGGAUGGUUUUAUUCAUUAUCAUUUUUUUCGCUUUCUUGGUCAAACUAUUUCCCGUACAUACAAGGAUAACCAACAGGCGGCAAUCGAUAUUAAUGGGAUUCGAAAUUCGAAGGGAAUUUGGCUUAUGGCUGUACAAAUUGAUUGUUAUCAAUGUGGACGAUUGAUUGAACCAUUGGAAUUGGCGUUUCGUAUACCAUAUGGUCGAAAGCAACAGCUAAUACAUUAUCAUGUACGUUGUUUUACCUGUUCGAAAUGUUCACGUCAAUUGCAAAAAGGUGAACUUUAUGGCCUGAUAAUCAAUGAUCAUACUUUUGGGUUGAAUGUGUAUUGCGAACAACAUUAUCGUCAACAUCAACAUCGGAAACAAGAGAGUCAGUCGAGCGAUGGACAACAAACAUUUGAUCAGAUUUCCUCUUUUUCGUCAUAUAAAUGUUUGAAUCAAGAUGUUGAAUGUAAAAUGGCCAAAAUAAAUGAAUCGAAUUCCGGUGAAAGUAAUCGUUAUUCUCAUCAACAAAAUUUCAAUCGAUUGUCCACAUGCGGUCGUAUAUGGACCAAUAAUAAUAAUAAUGAAAAACGUAUGAGGACCAGUUUUCAGAAAUGUCAGCUUGAUUUACUACACCGAUGUUUCAAACGGACACAUAAACCAAAUACUGAUGAAAUGUAUCAUCUUGUGCAACAGACUCAACUUUCUAAACGUGUUUUACAAAUUUGGUUUCAAAAUCAACGAUCCAAGUGGACGAGAUUAAUGAUGUCGCGACCGCCCAUUGUCGGUCCAAUCAAAGUUAUGGCCAGUAAAGUGGCAGCAGAAUCAUUUUCCCAAAAUAUAGCGAUCAUUGAUCAAAAACAACAAUAGCAGCAAUUUUUUUACGUUGAUCAUACUUGAGAAAAGAGGAUCAAGCUAGUAUUUUUCGGUUACGCUCUAUAGCUUCAAU